Messenger RNA from Ambispora gerdemannii, 327 nucleotides. NCBI's taxonomy places the organism in Eukaryota, Fungi, Glomeromycota, Glomeromycetes, Archaeosporales, Ambisporaceae. The record is from the annotation of a GenBank genome assembly.
AUGCUUCAUCAAACAGUUUUUGAUUCUGGGCCACAAUUUAUCAUGUUUAAAAGACCAGUUAAACUUCAAAUGGAUGCUAAUCGUGAAAUAGGAUAUUUCGAUUCGAAAACUCGUGAUUUAUCGGUCAAAACUGGUUUUACAGUCUUACAACUUGAGAAACAUUCUUGGCUUACAAAAAUCAAUAUUGGAGCACCGCCUUCGAAACACAAAAUUAUUUCGAUUAAUAUUGAGUAUCCUUCGUCUACUGGAAUCUUCUUCAAACCCGAUUACAAGAUAUAUGGCAAAUUUCUCGAGGUACUAGUAACAAUAGAAGGGGAUACGGGAUGA